This is a messenger RNA of Glycine soja, 854 nucleotides long. Its product is annotated as polyadenylate-binding protein-interacting protein 5-like. Lineage: Eukaryota; Viridiplantae; Streptophyta; Magnoliopsida; Fabales; Fabaceae. The coding region runs from base 116 to 565 and encodes 149 amino acids. The transcript is spliced from 3 exons. The record is from RefSeq and is a predicted model, not a curated record.
AAGUAACGCCAAAUCAUAUAAAACCAUUUCCCUUUUCCAAAUUUCUUCAGAAUCAGAAUUCAAUUCAUUCGUCAUUUCUUCAAUCAAUCAGGGUUCCGCGUUCAACUGGUUUUGAAUGAAGUCCACAAUGGCAGGAAGAGUAAGGUCUUGUUUGAAUCCACAUGCAGCCUCAUUUGUUCCGCUCUUUAAAAGGGAUGAUGAUGAGGCACCUCCUCAACCUCAUCAGCAUCAGCACAUUCUUGAAUCUUCUUUGCAAUUGAAGAAGACCAACCCUUCACCACCACCGCAGCUGGAUGUGACAGAGUUGAUAGAGGAAGAUGCUGACUUGGACAUUGAAUUACUGAAGAUAAUGUUUCCUGAUUUUGCUGAACAAUCCCUUAGAGAUGUUUACUUUGUUAACUAUGCUGAUCUCAAUGCUGCUAUUGACAUGCUUGACCAUCUUAAGUUUGAUUGUGAUGAGUCUUCUAAGACACUGGAUAUUGGCAGUGUUUCAGAAUCUGCACCAUCAGCUGGUUCCGGUUCUCCGAAACUGAACAAUACAGCAGCUAAAGCUAGUGCUUCGUGAAAUCCCCCAUAGGCUUCAGCCAGCAAGUGAAUAAAUUUGUAACUCACAUUAGUGCAAAAGUGUACAAAUAGGGAAGUUACUAUUGGACAGCACACAUGCAUGGUUCGUUUUUUGUGGUUUGUAUAGUUCUAAGGUAGCUGCGCCUUAUUUUGCUUAUGGUCUGAAGACUGAAGUGUUUCAUUUUGAUGGGUUCUUACUUGUGCUUUGGGCCAUUAUUUGUGCAGCUUUCACUUGUAUGAAAUGAAAAACCAAAUAAGAUAGUAGAAAGCAAAACCGAAAACUUAGUGAA